AUGGAGCGGCCCGGGAGCGGCGGCGCCGAGGGGGCCUGGGCCGCGCUGCUGGGCCGGCAGCACCAGCAGGCCCGGGAGUACUGCCCGGGGGUGAACAACCAGCCCUACGUCUGCGAGACCGGGCACUGCUGCGGGGAGACCGGCUGCUGCACCUACUACUAUGAGCUGUGGUGGUUCUGGCUCCUCUGGACCAUCCUCAUCCUCUUCAGCUGCUGCUGUGCCUACAGGCACCGCCGGGCCAAGCUGCGCCUGCAGCAGCAGCAGCGGCAGCGGGAGAUCAACCUCAUCGCCUACCACGGUGCCUGCAACUAUCCCACCUCCAUGAUGGACCUCAGGAUGCUGGCUUCCUUCAAGCUGCCUGCCUACGAGGAGGUGGCCCACCGCCCCAGCACACCGCCGCCGCCCUACAGCUCCAUCCUGGCCCAGCUGAGCGGGCCCCGCAGCCGCCUGGGCUCCAGCAGCCUCACCCUCUCACCCAGCUCGGAGAACUACACCAGCUGCUCCUGCGAGUCGAGCUGCGCCACCUCCCCCAGCAGUACCUCCCUCUCGGUGCAGGUGACGGAUGAGACGGAGCGCAGCCGGGCCAGCACACCCAGCGAGGAGGGUGGCACCAGCAGCACUGGCACUGGCGCCAGCUGGGACCUCCCCCCUGAGGAGGCGCCGGCUCGUGGGGCCCCACACAAGCAUGCCCUCUUCUCUUCCACCGUGGACUUCUUUGAGGCCGACUGCCACCCCUGCUCCGACAUCGAGGAAGGCGAGGAAGAGGAAGGUGUUGCGGCCCAGGAAGAAGGCAGCAGUGGCGAGCAUUUCCGGCACCGCCGCCUGACGGGGGACUCGGGCAUUGAGGUGGGGCGCUGCCAGGAGGAGGAGGAGGGUGAGGGUGAGGGCACCCACCUCCUGGGCAAGGCUGGCCCUGCGCCCCCGCCGCGCUGUGGGCUGCCAGGCCAGGGGGGUGGUGAGGGGCCUGGCUCGCCCGCCCUGCCCGUCUGAGCCUGCACCCGCUGGCCGAGCCCUGCCCUCCCCGCUGCCUGCUAGCUUGCCUGGCCCCGUCCUGCUGCCUGCUCCCCUGCCUGUACCUGGGGUGGGGGGCAGGCGGCUGUGCCAAGGGCCCUGAGCCACGGCUGUGCCGUUCCAGCCUGUUCUGUCCCCCCAGCCUUGGAGCAGCUACGGGGGGCAUGGUGAGUGCACCCCCCUCCCCUGCUCAGAGGGCGUCCGGUGUGGGGCAGAGCGGGACAGGCAGCGCUUUGGCGGGGUGCUGCUUCAUCCCUCCCGCUCCUGGUGCUGCCCCACAGCAACGUGCCCGCUGCCAGGGGCUCAGGGCAGCGUGCCCAGGGUCUGGACUCUUGCCACGGAGCCCCCAGGGGCCCAUCGCCUCGACAGACCCGCCCCUCUCCCCUGUGUCCCGUCAUGUCCAGUACCUCAUGUGGCACAGCCGGGCCCCGCGGCGGCCCCACUUUUGGUGUGGUCCCGCUGGAGCCCCCUCCCCUCUGAACUGCUUCCAGGGGCCACAGCUGCCGGGGCCCCGCAUCUGCCCCGUUCACCCCCUGCGCUGCCGGUGCUGCGGGCCCUAAGGCUGGGGCUGCUGCCCAUGGGGAAGCCGGGGGGGAUGUCCCCAUAUCUGCCGGGAGAUGGGCAGUUCACGUAGCGUUCUCUCACCAUUAAAGAGAUGUGGAAGUACA
Molecule: messenger RNA, 1679 nt
Organism: Calidris pugnax (ruff)
Lineage: Eukaryota; Metazoa; Chordata; Aves; Charadriiformes; Scolopacidae
Gene: WBP1
Product: WW domain binding protein 1
Exons: 4
Coding region: 1-990 (329 amino acids)
Molecular function (GO): WW domain binding
Source: RefSeq, a predicted model, not a curated record